Trachymyrmex cornetzi is the source of this 1158-nucleotide messenger RNA. RefSeq lists its product as uncharacterized. The coding region runs from base 1 to 1158 and encodes 385 amino acids. The record is from RefSeq and is a predicted model, not a curated record. Lineage: Eukaryota; Metazoa; Arthropoda; Insecta; Hymenoptera; Formicidae. The transcript has a single exon. Gene Ontology annotation, molecular function: nucleic acid binding.
AUGACGAUCCCUCAUCUGGAACUGCUUGCUGCCACCAUAGGAGCACGACUUUGGCACUCAAUAAAAGAUGCAGAAGAUUUCGAGGAAACAGAAGUUUUCUUUUGGUCAGAUUCAGCAAUCGUUUUAGCGUGGAUACAAAGGAACAAACAAUGGAAUACAUUUGUUGAAAAUAAAGUCAAGGAAAUACGUUCCUUAUCAAAUCCAGAACAAUGGCACCACGUACCCGAAUCUAUGAACCCAGCUGACUUGCCCUCAAGAGGAUGCAAAGCUAAACAGUUGGUGGAAUCACAUUGGUGGGAAGGCCCGACGUGGCUUAAACUAUCUGCAAAUCAAUGGCCUUCAUCUGUCUAUAGCGAAAAUGAAGAAGAAAUCGACGUUGAGGCGAAGAGAUCAUACAAAAACAAAAAAGAAGUUAAUACAUGUAUAUCCAUUUUACAGGAAGAGACGGGAUGGUACAUGCAAAAUCAAUCCAAGUAUCUAAAAAUAAUAAGAACUACAGCUUGGAUUCUACGAUUCCUAACUAACUGUCGAGUUCAACAAUCCGCUAGACUUUCAGGAGAGUUAUCUGCUAGAGAAUUCAUCGAGGCAGACUUAACAGUUUUCAAGUUGACUCAAAAGGAAUCAUUCAACGAGAAGAGUGAACCACGGUUCAAUACACUCGGCACAUAUACAGACGAAAAUGGAUUGUUACGUCUGAGAUCUUUAAUAAUUAAUCGCAACGAUGAGUAUAAUUUUCGACAUCCGAUUCUAUUGGAUCCAAAACAUCCUCUAGUAAAAAAACUAAUUGAGUACAGACAUCAGCAGCUUAUGCAUGCAGGAACGCAAAUUGUGAUGAGCAAUUUAAGAGAAACCUUUUGGAUACUCACAUGUAGAAGAGCAGUACGUUCAGUGAUAAAUAAUUGUUGGACGUGUAGGCGUCAUCAAGCCAAGAAAGCCGACGCUAUCCCUGGCAGUCUACCACAGGAACGUGUAAAAGAAGCCAAUAUAUUUGAGAUCACAGGCAUUGAUUAUAUAGGACCUUUAUUUUUGAAGAAGAAUCAAAAGGUAUGGAUUUGCUUAUUCACCUGUACUGUAUAUAGAGCGAUCCAUUUGGUGCUCACCACAUUGUUACGUCCAGGACCCAAAGGUAUUUUUAUCUUAGUGGAAAGAAGGAAUUAG